UAGACGUUUGUAACCGUUAACGAGGCGUGGUGGACAAGGAGUUCCAAGCCUCUCCACGCUUGGGGGACCCACGUCGCUCGUCUAGCGUGCUAACCCCGCCUAAACCUGGUAGGACCAACUGCCUAUAAGGACUCCCCCGCAAAGGCGUAUUCUGUCUCUUCACCACCGACACUACCAGUGUUAUCACAUAUACUUGAAUGGGUGAAACUGUGCUACUUGCCGUCGAGGAGACUUCUCCUAACGUCGAUGAACCCCCUAUAUGUGGUAGUAAGGAUCCGCAUACUGCACCCAACCAAAGGCAACUCCAGCCGAACCCUACCGAUGGCGACACUUCGCCCACACUCCACGCUCCGCAUACCCUCACCUCCGAGGAAGUUGCACAGAAACUACGAGUGGACAUCCACCAUGGACUCCCUCACUCUGAAGCGCAAUCUCGCCUCCAGCUCUAUGGCCCUAACAAGGUUAAGGGAGCUGAAGGGCUUUCCAUGUGGAAAAUUCUGUUAAGACAGAUCUCGAACAGUCUCACCUUCGUCCUCAUCAUUGUCAUGGCCAUAAGCUUUGGCAUAGACGAUUAUAUCGAAGGCGGCGUCAUCACCGCAGUUAUCCUCCUGAACAUCGUUGUCGGUUUCUGGCAGGACUAUCGAGCCGAGAAGACUAUCGAAUCUCUCAAAAAGCUUACCGCGCCUGAGGCUACCGUCACCCGAGACGGAACGGCGGACAUCAAGGUCAAGGCAGUGGACCUCGUCCCUGGUGACCUCGUACAGUUGUCCGUUGGUAGUAUCGUACCCGCAGAUAUUCGCCUCAUCGACGGUGUCAACGCUUACACCAACGAAGCUUUCCUGACAGGAGAGUCUGCACCUGUGGAGAAGACACCAUGGAAGACCUUCGAUGAGCUAGACCUUGCCACUGGUGACCAGACCAACCUUGCCUUCUCCGGUAGUGAGGUGACAUCUGGACGUUGCCAUGGUAUCGUAGUCGCAACUGGCAUGAACACUGAAGUCGGAAAAAUCGCCACUAUGCUUCGCCAAAAGAAAGACGCUGGCCCACAAUCUGCCAACAUCUUUGUCAGAAUCUUCAAGCGUUUCACGAACGGCGGUAAGACAAUUCUAGGCCUUGUUGGAACUCCACUCCAGAUCACGUUGAGCAAGUUCGCUCUCCUACUCUUUGGUCUUGCCAUCCUACUUGCCAUCAUUGUCUUUUCUGCAAGCAAAUGGCAGGUUGGCGGAGAAGUCCUGAUCUAUGGUAUCUGUGUUGCUGUAGCUGUCAUUCCCGAAUCCCUCAUUGCAGUCCUCACCAUUACGAUCGCCGUUGGCGGCAAAGCCAUGGCCAAAGCAAACGUCAUUACUAGGGUCCAGUCGGCCAUUGAGGCUGUUGGUGGUGUCACAAACAUCUGCUCUGACAAGACCGGUACUCUUACCCAAGGUCGCAUGGUCGCAAAGACGGCCCUAAUGCAUGGCGCUGGCACAUUCACCAUCGACGCUAUUACAGACCCACACAACCCUUGUAGCGGAAACGUCGCACUAGAUGACCAGCUCCUCAACUUGGAUGAGUACAGGCCGAAUACUGUUGUUACUCGCUUUCUGCGUACCAUCGCUCUUUGCAACAACUCCAAGGUCAUACCACCAUCUGAGACCCACGUCGACUCUCCAAGCGAGAAGAAGGCUGCAGCUCUAGAUCAGUCAGUCAGUGGUGACGAUCGCGACACCGAUGCCUCCACUAUCGAUACCAUCUCACGACCGCCCACUGCCAUCAUGCAAGACAUAUCUGAUGGACCUUGGGUAGCGCACGGUGAGCCAACCGAAGUCGCAUUGCAUGUUCUCGCUUCCCGUUUCAACAUGGGCAAGGAGAGACUUCUCUCCACUCUCAACAUCCAUCUCGCUACCGAGUUUUCUUUCGACUCCAAGGUCAAGAAGAUGACUGUCGUUUACAAGGACAACCAUCAGGGUUUCAUGGAUGUCUACACCAAGGGAGCAACAGAGUUCAUGAUGCCUGCACUAAACGUCUCGGACCAGGAACGCACUGAGAUUCUGGAAGCCGCUGAAAGAAUGGCAAACCAAGGCCUCCGCGUCCUGUGUAUCGCUCACAAGACACUACAAGCCGGCACUGACAUCUCGGAACGUGAUGUCAUCGAGGCUAAUCUCAACUAUCUCGGUCUUGUCGCUAUCUAUGAUCCACCUCGUCUGGAGACCAAAGGUGCUGUCCGCGAGUGUAAAAUUGCUGGCAUCACUGUUCACAUGCUCACUGGUGACCAUCCUGGUACGGCGAGAGCCAUUGCUAAGGAUGUGGAUAUCAUUGAUGAUCGUACCCCUGCUUCAGCCGUCAUGGUCGCUAAAGACUUUGACAGGAUGACUGAAGACGAGGUGGACGCUAUGGAGACUUUGCCUCUUGUCAUUGCUAGGUGUAGUCCGACUACCAAGGUCAAGAUGGUACAGGCUCUCCACAGGAGGGGUCGCUUCUGUGUCAUGACUGGAGAUGGUGUCAACGACUCACCUGCGCUCAAGCAGGCUAACGUCGGUAUGGCUAUGGGUACUGGUAGUGACGUCGCCAAAGACGCCGCUGAGAUGGUUCUCACCGACGACAACUUCGCAUCUAUCGUAAAGGCGGUCGAAGAAGGUCGACGUCUGUUCGAUAACAUCCAAAAGUUCUUGAUGCAUCUGCUCAUCUCGAAUAUCGCUCAAGUCAUCCUACUCCUUAUUGGUCUCGCUUUCAAGGAUCAAGACAAUCACUCCGUCUUCCCGCUGUCCCCCAUCGAGAUUCUCUGGGUCAACCUCAUUACUUCUUCCUUCCUCGCCAUCGGUCUCGGUCUCGAAGAGUCACAGGAAGACAGCAUGUACCGACCACCGCACGACAACAAAAAGGGUGUCUUCUCAGCCGAGUUGAUCACGGACAAGUUUAUCUACGGCUUCUUCAUGGGAGCCCUUUGUCUCUUCUCCUUCGCCAUUGUCGCAUAUGUCGGCCCUGGCGGAGGUAACCUUGGCUCUGGAUGUAACGAGGGAUACAACGACACAUGCGACGUGGUAUUCCGUGCUCGCGCCACCACCUACGCUACCAUUACCCUCCUUCUCCUUGUCACGGCCUGGGAAGUCAAACACUUCGCUCGCUCCCUCUUUAAUAUGUACCCCAAUACUCCCUCAUCAGCACCACCCGGCCUUUCCGUCUUUUCUACUGUCUGGCGCAAUCGCUUCCUCUUCUUCGCUGUUAUGGCCGGAUUGGUCGUCGUGUUCCCCAUUGUUUACAUUCCUAUCAUCAACGAGAAGGUGUUCAAGCAUGGUGCCAUCACCUGGGAGUGGGGCGUUGCAUUCGGUUGUGUCGUCAUCUACAUCAGCGCAAUCGAGAGCUGGAAGGCUAUCAAGCGCAGUUUUGGUAUCUGGAGCGGUGCGCACCGCGUCAUUAGCCGCGAGGAUGCCGAGGCCCGUGCCGGACUGAACGGCGGUGUUGCUGUUCGCGAAAAGUAAGAAAGGAUCGAAUUUGAUUGGUGGUGGAUGGAACAAAUUGUCACACUUUAGGAUGUAGAUAGAGGCGGGAUAGUU
Molecule: messenger RNA, 3530 nt
Organism: Alternaria alternata
Lineage: Eukaryota; Fungi; Ascomycota; Dothideomycetes; Pleosporales; Pleosporaceae
Product: potassium/sodium eff
Exons: 4
Coding region: 198-3455 (1085 amino acids)
Biological process (GO): intracellular calcium ion homeostasis; calcium ion transmembrane transport
Cellular component (GO): plasma membrane
Molecular function (GO): ATP hydrolysis activity; ATP binding; P-type calcium transporter activity
Source: RefSeq, a predicted model, not a curated record